AUGAAUUUAAAGCUCUCGAUCGGAAUUUUUUUGAAUAUCCUUUCGGCAGCCGCCAGCGCUGUGUUCACCGGCGGGCUGGUCGGCAUCGCGAGCAGGUUCUCCCGGGAGUACAUGGCGGCUGUGGUUGCUGGCCAAUCGCUGGGCGGUAUAAUAGCGGCCAUAGCGCAGAUAGUGUCGCUAGCGUUCAAGAUAUCGCCGCUGCACAGCGCCCUCAUCUACUUCGUGAUCGCCGACGUCAUGGUGAUCAGCUCGCUGGUCUCCUACGCGCUGCUGCACAGGAUAGACUUCUUCGCCCACCACGCCCUGGGCCGGGCCGGCGCCCCACAAAACCGGCACCGCGACGCCCCCAUGUGGCUCAUACUGAGGAAGAUAUGGGUCUACGCGUUCAGCAUAUUCGCCGUGUUCGCGAUCAGCAUGGCGGUAUACCCCGCCGUGACGGUGCUGGUGGAGUCGCACCCGGUCACAAAGGGCACCGACUGGAACAACAUAUUCUUCGUGCCCGUCGUCAACUAUCUGAUAUUCAACUGCGGUGACUAUUCCGGACGGCUGGUGGCCGGGUUCCUGUUGAGGCCCACCAACCAGUGGCUGAUCGCCGGCGCCAGCGUCCUGAGGGUCGUGGGGGUCCCGAUGCUGAUGCUGUGCAACGCGCAGCCCAGGACUCACCUGCCCGUCCUAUUCCUGUGGGACUACGAGUACAUAAUGAUCAUGAUCGUUUUCGCCUUCACCAACGGCUACCUCACCAACAUCGUGAUGAUCAACGCCACGCGGGUUGUCGAUCUACACGAAAGGGAGAAAGCUUCUUCAGUCAUCGCGACGAUGUUAAGUGUCGGCCUAACAGUUGGAGCCGCUAUCGGAAUGCUGCUGGUUCGACUCCUG
Molecule: messenger RNA, 876 nt
Organism: Iphiclides podalirius (scarce swallowtail)
Lineage: Eukaryota; Metazoa; Arthropoda; Insecta; Lepidoptera; Papilionidae
Source: the annotation of a GenBank genome assembly